GGUAAACAUUGCAGAGUGUUGGAUUGGUCAUUCAAAGGCGGGUCCUUUGGUUUUCCUUGUUUUGGAUCGUGCGGGCUCACGUCAGUGAAAUUAGUGAGCGCAAUGAGACAACAUCGGUCCGAGAAAGUGGAUUGACGUAUAAUUUAUUUUUGUGACAACUCUUCAAUUGGAUUAAUUCAGGAAAUAUUUCUGGGGACUGACAAGUGGAACACUGGCACAGGACAAUUUCAUCGAAUUCGCGGAAAUUUAUCGUAUUUAUCGUAUUUUUAAAUAGUCAUUGUUGAGUGAGGUUGUGGUAAUUUAAUGCCAAUGCGACGGAAUCUUGAGACGUAAACAUCAAACAUUGAGUGAAGUAUUGAGGAUCCGCGAAGAUGGUUGGCUACUACCACCCGGAGUCGAUAGCCCCUCCUCGCCAUCCGCACGUGAUGCCGGACGUGGUCCCAAAGCAAGACCCCCUGAAGUCUCUAGUAUGUUCUCCAGACCUCACAAUCUUCCCAUCAUCGACCUUAACCCGCCUAACCCCGGCAGCCCAGCCGUCACCCGAGAAGCCGUACCAGUGUCUCAUCUGCCAAAAGACAUUCGACCAGAAGAACCUCUACCAGAGCCACCUCCGGUCGCACGGCAAGGACGGCGAGGACCCUUACCGCUGCAACAUCUGCUCCAAGACCUUCGCCGUCCCCGCCCGUUUGACCCGGCAUUAUCGCACCCACACCGGCGAAAAGCCCUACCAAUGCGAAUACUGCAACAAGUCCUUCUCCGUGAAAGAGAACCUAAGCGUCCACCGCAGAAUCCACACGAAGGAGCGUCCUUACAAGUGUGACGUCUGCAGUCGUGCCUUCGAGCACUCUGGCAAACUCCACAGACACAUGAGGAUACACACGGGUGAGCGUCCUCACAAAUGUUCAAUAUGCUCCAAGACCUUCAUCCAAUCUGGCCAACUUGUAAUCCACAUGCGCACGCAUACCGGCGAAAAGCCGUACGUCUGCGAGGCAUGCGGCAAGGGCUUCACCUGCUCGAAACAGCUCAAAGUCCAUACGCGGACUCACACGGGCGAAAAGCCCUACACCUGUGACAUUUGUAACAAAUCAUUCGGCUACAAUCAUGUCCUGAAGCUCCACCAGGUAGCCCAUUACGGACAGAAGGUCUACAAAUGCACACUUUGUUGUCAGACCUUCAACUCAAAGAAGACGAUGGAGGCGCAUAUCAAGACGCAUGCGGACUCGACGACAUCACCCCGGGAUUCCCCGAUCGAGCCGGUUAUCGAGAUAUCGCAGAGCAUCAAUGGGAUCAAUAUUAACUCUAAUCAUUCUGAUCAUUCGAGCAGCUCGGAUGGCAGUGGUAUCAGCAGCAGCAGUAGUGACAAAGAGAACAGCAAGACUGAGGAGGCGAGGGAGCUUUACGAGGCUGGGGACAGGGAGUUUCCGUAUUAUUUGUAUCCUAGGGAGCAGGGCCAGGGGGUGUAUGGACAGGGACAGGGGGUCAACCCUGCGUUGUUAGCGGCGGCCGCAGCUGCGGCUGCUGCCGAGGACAAGGCAUUUGGCGCGCAGGACGUGCAGACUGGGCCGGUUUACAUGUAUCAAGACGCCGGCUGCGGGUACGAGCAGGAGUAUGGGCUCCAGGUUAAUGAGGAGUGCCAGGGGACACUCAUGAAUCUGGCGGGGAAUGAUGCCAGGAGGCGGGUUGAGGCCGCUCUGGAGGCUGUGGAGGUCGAGAGGAGGGAGUUUGGGGGGAUUAUGAUGAAGCAACAGAUACUGACGCCACCUAGCAGCAAUCCGGUGUCGCCGGCACCGUCGCCGGAUCCGCUCGAUCUGGCUGUGCCUGCUAGGGAGACCCUCAUUUUGCCACCCAGAAAGAGGUCCAAGAUGAUUCUGGAGAGCAUGGAGAGCGAGAGGUGUGAGAACGCUGCACAGAGACAUAGCUCGGUCAUUCAGUUUGCUAGGGCGUCUUAGUGGGGUGCGGAGAGGACGAGGGGAGAUUUUGUGCAGGGAAAAAGUGAUUGGGAUGAGUGAGAGAUUCGGGGAGGGUCGGGGGCCCUCCGCAAGGGAGGGCCUCCGGCGUUUUUUGGACUGGUUGAAAAUAGUCGAUUCAGAAUUUGAGGAUUAUCUCGGUAAUGAGGGGGUUUAGGAGAAAAUGUCAGAAGGCUUUUUUUGUAGCUGACUAAAUUCUACAUAAAAAAGGUUCUGCGAAGGUUUUCGAUAUCACGAGUAGUUAAUGAGAGAAUUUGAUUAUGAUUAAUCCUAGUCUGGUCACCAAAUGCGUCCCUGCGCGGGGAUUCCCCGCCGUGUUUUUAGACUGUAACGUUGCCGAAUUCAGUCUACACUGCCCGGGUGCGUUUAGCGAGUUUCCGGCAACGUCGCGUCAUGGGUACUUUCAUUCAACAUGGGAAAAGAUAAUUCAUCUGUUCAAAAUAAUGUUUUCUCUAGGAAUUUUGGGAAAUAUCUUGUAAUAAAAACUACUAUAACAUUUAGAUAGUUCAAUUGACCAAGUCAAAUUUUUUUGCAUUUUUCCCUCAUAGGGUGACCAAUCUAGGGUUAAUGGAGGGAUGGGGGAGGAAUUCUGAAUUCUGAAUCUGAGUCGAAUAUUACUUCCUAAAUUGUUAAUUUGAAAAAAUAUCGGUCACUGCUGAUGAAAAUCUGCGGAAAAAAAACCCUCCGACGCUUUUUUCUAAACCUUCAAGAUAUUAUUAGAGAAAAACAAUCGUCUCCAUCACUCUAUCUCUGAGAAAUGAUUUUCUCUGCACAAAAAUUAGUGUCAAAAAAGCGUGCCGAAUAUUUAAUGAACAAAAACAAUCCUAAAAGAGCACGUGAAUGAUUUCUAAAUCUAGAGAUCGUAAAUUUUUUGAGAGUUAUUUAUUAAAAGUCCCGAUAUUGGGACAAGCGUUUGAGUCGUGUCGUUUCGUGUACGUGUGUAAUUGUCCCUUAAUCUCAUUAUUAUUUUGUCAAUUCAAUUUUAUAAUUCGGUUAUCUCAAGUCGGCUAAAUCCACGAACAAGAGAAAAACGUGAGGUGAAGAAAAAAAAAUUACAAAUCCAGUUGAAAGAAAUUUACCCAAAAGAAUUUAUUAUUUAUGAAGAAAAAGAAAAUGUCAAAACAUUUAUCGUUUUCUUGAUUGUUUAAUAUUAUUAUUUUUUUUAAUAUUAUUUUUUAUUUGUUAUUCAUUAAAAAUGUCGUGGCUAGACUAAAAAAGCACCAAACAAUUGAUAUCUCUGUGAUAAGAACUCCGUACUACCAGAGUAUUGAGGGUAGCUGAGCCCACUGCCAGUACAAGCGUAUAAUUAUUAUUAAAAUUUCUCCUCAUCGACCUAUUAGUUAUUCUCCUUAUUUCCAUUAUUACGAUUUAAACAAUUUUCAAUGUCUCAACGUUGUCUGACAAUUGCAGACUUAUCAGACUGAUAUUUACGUGUACAACCAUUAAAAAAAAAUCAUCAAAAGAUCAUUUUUCACAAGAGAUCAAAGAAAAAAAAACAUUUCUCAAGAAACAUCACGCCACGCAGUGCCUGAACUGUUUCAUCAAAAUGUUAUUUUCAUUCAUUAAAACUAUAUUUUUCAUUCGUUUAGUUUCAUUAUUAUUUUUCCUUCAUAGUAUAUGAAACGAGGUUUUCCAAAAAUUCUCAGGACAGCCCCUACAUGGGGCACCAUAGAUACAUAUUGUAGAUGAUUAAUAGUUUCGUUUUUGAAGUUUGAUGAAGUGGGAUAGACGCGGGGGUGGAUUGUAUUGAUGGAGAGGAAAUUUUUUCGUUGAGAAUAACGGUGAAUUCAUCCCCAAAACGAGAAGGAAGUCAGUGCAUCGAGAAAAAUUGGAGAUUGCAUCUUCAUUUUUAUAGGAAUUUUUCCAAAAAACUGAUGAAUAAAAACCAUUGUUAACAAAAUCCAUCGCUUGUUCUUACCAUGCUUAACAAAAAAAAUUAUUCCUGCAGUGAACAAUCUGAAUAAAGGGAGACGAAGGGCGCAACGGAACACCAGGGAAAACGAGUAAUUAGCAUACUUCAGGUGUUUUUGUCUUUAGUUGAAAGUCAAAUAAUCUUGACAGUCAAAUGACUUUGUUGAUCAUUCGACUCUAACCGGUUGACCCUUAAGACCACUUGACCUGUUGAACCUUAACUCCAAUCGUGUUUACGGGUAGUUUGACCCUGACCUCUACACGCCCUCAAAAACCCUUUGACCCCCAACACCAGACGUCUUUAAGGGUCGUCUGACCCUCACGAUCCUUUGACCCUCAACUCUAGACGUCCUCAAGACCUUUUAAACAUCAACUCCAAACGUGUUCACGAGUCGUUUGACCCUCAAAACCGUUUGAUCCUCAACUUUAAACCUCUUCAAAAGUCGUUUGUCCUAAAAAACUAUUUGACCCUCAAUUCCAAAUGUCUUUACGGGUCGUUUAACUCUCAAGACCAUUUGACCCUCAACCCCAGAGGUUCUUAAGGGUCGUUUGACCCUCAAGAUCAUUUGAUCUUCCACUCCAAACAUCCUCAAAACCCUUUAAACCUCAACUCCAAACGUGUUCACGAGUCGUUUGACCCUCAAAACCGUUUGAUCCUCAACUUUAAACCUCUUCAAAAGUCGUUUGUCCUAAAAAACUAUUUGACCCUCAAUUCCAAAUGUCUUUACGGGUCGUUUAACUCUCAAGACCAUUUGACCCUCAACUGCAGGGGCUCUUAAGGGUCGUUUGACCCUCAAGAUCAUUUGAUCUUCAACUCUAAACAUCCUCAAAACCCUUUAAACCUCAACUCCAAAUGUGUUAACGGGUCGUUUGACCCUGGCCUCUACACGUCCUCAAAAGCCCUUUGACCCCCAACUCCAGACGUCUUUAAGGGUCGUUUGACCCUCACCUCUAGACAUCCUGAAGACCUUUUAAACCUCAAUUGCAAACGUGUUUACGAGUCGUUUGAUCCUCAACUUUAAACCUCUUCAAAAGUCGUUUGUCCUAAAAAACUAUUUGACCCUCAACUCCAAAUGUCUUUACGGGUCGUUUGACUCUCAAGACCAUUUGAUCUUCCACUUCAAACAUCCUCAAAACCCUUUAAACCUCAACUCCAAACGUGUUUACGAGUCGCUCGACUCUCACGACUAUUGACCCUCAACUCUAAACAUGCUCAAAACUAGUUUCACCCUGAAAACCCUUUGACCCUCAACCUCAAACACGUUUACGGGUCAUUUGACUCUACCCUCUAACCAUCCUCAAAAGUCCUUUGACCCUAAAAACCAUUUGACCCUCACUCUAAACGUCCUCAAAGGUCGUUUGACCUUCAAAACUAUUUGACCCUCAAAAAACCAGUAAAAAUAUUCCUGAACUUUGGCACAAUUUUGCAUUAGGAUGAAUUCACCCCGAACAACAAAAACCGAAAAUUUGCCUAGCUCCGCAAUAGUCCAGUGUAUUUCCUCCCAUCAUCGAAAUAUUCCACUUCAUCAGCUUGACAAAUCGAAAAAUAGCGCCAGCGCCGGUAAUCGAAAGCACCAAUCGCCAUGUCAUAAUCCCAUGCAUUGAAAUCACCAUUUCAUGCACCAGUGUUGCCUUAAAUCUCUAGGCUCAUUACAAUAUAUACCUCGUGCUUAUCGUCCGGCUGGCAAUUAACGAAAAUUUCAUAUUUUUAAAUGUCUCUGACGAACAUAAUCGAGUAUAAUCAUUCGCUCGUUACAUUCUCAAGUAUGCGUACAAAGACUGGCAAUAGAGUGUGUGCGAUUGAAGAAUAUUAUAUUGUAGUUAAAAUUAGAGGCUGAAGUAAUGGUUAGAGGGCACACCCUGUCUUUACUAUUAAUUGAUUGAUUAAUUGAUAAAAGGAAGAAAUUGAUUGAGGUGGAGGAGAAGAAUUUGGGGUGCGAAAAAUAUAUUUACGUGCGCUGUUCGAUUUUUCUAAUUUUAAGAAGUAUAUCUCAAGACAUAAUUAAUAUAUUUCGUGAUUAAUUGAUAAUUACGUAGGGAAGGGGUAGACAGGGGGAAUGUACUUCAAAAGUGGAGACUUUAUAUCGCGAUUAUCUCGGAAGGGAGUCGAUUGAGAGAAAAAUGUUAUAUGACCAUUUUUAUGGAGAAUUAAAUUCUCCGCAAAAAAGGUUCUGAGACAUUUCUCUCUAAACCGCUUACCUCUCGAGAUAAUCGCAAAUUUUUGGUUUAUAAUCGACGAAUCCAUUUCUGGGCUCAUCCCCGGGUCUCGCCCACUUGACUAUCGAAAUGAUGUAAUUGAAUAAAUCCCAGUGCCAGUCUGAUCGAAUAAAAAAAUACGGAACCGCCUGCCAUUACAAGCAUAUAUCUUAAAUUAAGUAAUUAAGAUGAUAAUUAUGCGAUGAAAAUUGAGAAAAAAAAAUUAUUAAAGCGAAGUUUUCUGCCGAAUGACUCUUGUUGUGAGUGUAUGUAUUGUACAUACUAAUUAUAUUAUUUAUAAAUUAACAUUGAAGCGUGUUGCAUGCUCAUACUCAAACGAAUUGCCCGAAAAUCGAUAGUGAAAUUAAUUCACAGUGAAAAUUGUCUCCAUUGCGUACUAUGGAAUUUAAUGAAAAAACGUACUAGUUAAUCGUAAAUGCGUAAUUAACUGAUUUGAGGGCUUUAAUUCAAUAUCCAUCAUUCUGUACUGUCAUGAUCGUGUGUUGUUACGUUGUUUUAAGUUUCUCACUGUCUUUUUCAUUUUGCAUUAGUUCUUUUGUACAUAGGAACGAAGAUCAAUGAAAUUUAUAUAUUUAGGUUUAAGAGGUUGUCUGUUGGAUGAUUACAUAAUUUAUGGUAUAAUUGAUUUAUUGUGGUAAUUAUUUCGUUUUGUGAAUGAAAAAUACAUGCACCUCGACGAAGGAGAGAAUUUAAGGAAGAUUAAACUUUUUAAUUACGAGAAAUA
Messenger RNA from Diachasma alloeum, 6819 nucleotides. It is a transcript of the gene Kr-h1, whose product is annotated as Krueppel homolog 1. The transcript is spliced from 2 exons. Gene Ontology annotation, cellular component: nucleus. The record is from RefSeq and is a predicted model, not a curated record. The coding region runs from base 372 to 1949 and encodes 525 amino acids. NCBI's taxonomy places the organism in Eukaryota, Metazoa, Arthropoda, Insecta, Hymenoptera, Braconidae.